GGCCCUCGUUUCGGCUUGUUGGCUAGGUGUGCUUGGGUCAGAGCACCCGAGUCACAUGUCCUUGGUUCGAGGGCUGGUGAGAGAGAAGAAGAAAGAGAGAAAAUGAAGCAUAAUCAAAAGAGGUAUUCCAAAAUACCUCCCUUUUUCAAUGCCCUUACUAAAUUAGUAAAUUUGCUAGCUCCACACCAUCUUUUUUUGUUAUGUCCCCUUUAAUUUUCACACCUUUUGGCGCUCUCUUUCCAUACGGGUGCCUUCUCCUCUUCUAGUCGUCUUCUCCCUUCUCCAGCAAGAAUGGAAGACAGCGAAAGCGCGAGCGGUGAUCAACGACCAUGGCAAUCUUAUCACACUGUUUACACCAACGCCAAAGCAGGCAUGGAUGGAGUUGAUAAAGAGAAAGUUCAAAGAGUAGUGUACGAGAUGAGCAAGGGAUCAAAGUAUUUCGAAAACGAAGAGCGAAAAGAGGCCUUUAUUCGGCAAAAAAUAGAGCAUAUGCGAGCUCGAGCGGCAAAGAUCCCCGCCGCUGAUUUAUCUCAUUAUCAAAAGGUUGUGGAUAAAAGAAUUUUAGAACUCGAAGCUACGCGUGAGCUUUCAAGGAUUUGGCUUCAUGUAGAUAUGGAUGCUUUUUAUGCGGCUGUUGAAACUUUGAGUAAUCCUUCGUUAAAGGGUAAACCGAUGGCUGUUGGCGGCAUGUCCAUGAUUUCCACUGCUAAUUAUGAGGCACGGAAAUUUGGGGUUCGUGCUGCAAUGCCUGGAUUUAUUGCACGUAAAUUGUGUCCGGAAUUGAUAUUUGUUCCCACAGAUUUCGAGAAAUAUACUCACUAUAGUAAUUUAACUAGAAAAGUUUUCCAGAACUAUGAUCCUAAUUUCAUGGCUGCGAGUUUGGAUGAAGCUUAUCUUGAUAUUACUGAGGUCUGCAAAGAAAGAGGAAUUAGUGGUGCAGAAAUUGCUGAAGAGCUCAGAUCCAGAGUACAUGAAGAGACUGGUCUGACAUGUAGUGCAGGAGUGGCUCCAAACCGCUUACUUGCUAAGGUUUGCUCAGAUAUUAACAAGCCAAAUGGACAGUUUGUUUUACCAAAUGACCGCAUGGCUGUCAUGACAUUUAUAUCCUCACUUCCUAUUCGAAAGAUUGGGGGCAUAGGCAAGGUCACAGAAAACAUUUUAAGGGGUGUUCUUGGAAUCAAUACGUGUGAAGAGAUGCUGCGGAAAGGCAGUUUCCUCUGUGCGCUAUUUUCUCAUUCUACAGCAGAUUUUUUCCUCUCUGUUGGACUGGGGCUUGGAGGGACGGAUACACCUGAAGCCAGGUUUCGGAAAAGUAUCAGCAGUGAGAGAACAUUUUCAGCUACACAGGAUACUGCAUUGCUUUAUCAGAAAUUAGCUGAUAUUGCAGAGAUGCUGUCAGCUGACAUGCAAAAAGAGGGCCUUUGUGGACGGACAUUGACUCUUAAACUUAAAACUGCAUCUUUUGAGGUUCGUACAAGGGCCGUCACUUUGCAGAAAUAUAUUUGCUCAAGUGAUGACAUCUUAAAAUAUGCUUCAAGGCUGUUAAAGGCUGAACUUCCUAUUUCUUUGAGACUGAUAGGCCUGCGAGUGUCUCAUUUCAAUGAAGAUAAGGUGGGUGUACCCGUCGACCCUACACAAAAAACUCUCACCACAUUUUUAAUAUCAGGAGAUGCUUCUACAAAAAUUGUGGAUGAUCAAAGCUCCUUUGGUUCAGAUUUAAGCGAUCUCCACUUCAGGAAUGAUAGGGAAACUGUCUUUUCUGUUGACAUCCAUGAGACAUGUCACUAUGAGUUUGGAGAUCCAUUUAAAAGCAAUCCGUUACAAGAUGUAGAUGACAACAAUUGCAUUUCAAGUGAAAAUGCUUGGGAAAUGGAGCAAAUUCACGAACUUUCAAGCAACAAAACUGAGGCCAUGGUGAAGACUGCUGAUGGGGUAGUGCAUACCCUAAAACCUUCUAAUGGAGUUUUAUGGGUGUCAGAAGAAGAUUCUUCUGUCCAGAAGGAGCCUGAGGACAGUAACCCUGACAGAUUAAACAAAGAAGCUAGUACCUUGGGAAAUGAGGAAUUUUUUUUAUCCAAUCAUAUAGAACAGUUAUAUUGGGUCGAUGACUACAGGUGUUCAUUGUGUGGAGCUGAAUUACCCUCAAGUUUUGUUGAAGAAAGACAAGAGCACUCUGAUUUUCAUCUUGCUGAGAGGCUUCAGAAGGAGGAAUCUGGUGCAGACUCAAGAGCGAUGAUGCCAAGGCAAAGGAUUGUUCCACAGGACCAUGUUGUGAACCAAAGAAGGCGUAAGAAGCAUAAAUCAUCUCCAAGACAAGGCAGACAUCUGCCAAUUGAUUCAUUCUUUGUUAAGAGCAAUCAGAAUUUUUAGUAUUAUGCUAGUCGUAUAUGUAUUGUUCUGUAUAGUUUGUUGACCUUACAGUAGUUUUGUGUAUUUAUACUGCAGUGAAUUGUAUAAAUUUAAAUAUUUACUUCCA
Molecule: messenger RNA, 2476 nt
Organism: Theobroma cacao (cacao)
Lineage: Eukaryota; Viridiplantae; Streptophyta; Magnoliopsida; Malvales; Malvaceae
Product: DNA/RNA polymerases superfamily protein
Biological process (GO): error-prone translesion synthesis
Cellular component (GO): nucleus
Molecular function (GO): damaged DNA binding; DNA-directed DNA polymerase activity
Source: RefSeq, a predicted model, not a curated record